This is a messenger RNA of Corylus avellana, 918 nucleotides long. RefSeq lists its product as uncharacterized. NCBI's taxonomy places the organism in Eukaryota, Viridiplantae, Streptophyta, Magnoliopsida, Fagales, Betulaceae. The record is from RefSeq and is a predicted model, not a curated record.
UUCAUAAAGAAAAGCUAAGCAGCCUAAGCUGGCGUUACACAAAUACUUUUUUAGGCCAGCCUUGUUUACAAGCACUUGCAACAGGGAAAACAGAGCACCCCCAUCAUUCCAAGGCAAAAGCAAAAGAAAGAAGAGAGAGAGAGAGAGAGAAAAGCAAAGAGAGAGAGAUCAUAAAGAGAGGAAUUCAAGGAAGAAGAAGGGUUUCUGUGCAGCUCGGAGACCAUGCAGACAGGCGAGCACCCUCAACACUCGCAACAGUUAAUGGUGCAGAACUCAGGAAGUCUCAGUUUCAGCAGCAGUAACUUAUCCAAAGAGGACGAGGAGAUGUCAAGGUCGGCUCUUUCAGCGUUCCGGGCCAAGGAGGAAGAGAUUGAGAGGAAGAAGAUGGAGGUCAGAGAGAAGGUUCAAACCCAGUUGGGCCGUGUUGAAGAAGAAACCAAGCGUUUGGCCACAAUUCGUGAGGAACUUGAAGGACUAGCAGAUCCCAUGAGGAAGGAAGUUGCAGCAGUCCGUAAGAAGAUCGAUACAGUAAACAAAGAAUUAAAGCCAUUAGGGCAUACUUGCCAGAAGAAGGAGAAAGAGUACAAAGAAGCCCUUGAGGCUUUCAAUGACAAGAACAAGGAAAAAGUACAACUUAUAACCAAAUUAAUGGAGCUGGUGGGGGAAAGCGAGAGGUUGAGGAUGAAGAAGCUGGAGGAGCUGAGUAAGAACAUAGAUUCAUUACAAUGAAAUAGCCUUCUGCUAAUAACUGAUUAGAGCAUUUCAUGGAAAGCUGAGCAGAUUUAGGAUGGGAAAUGCCCUACAAACAGGUUUGUAACUAAAUGUCUCUGGAUUUAGCAUAUUCUUCCCUUAUUUUUUUGGGUUUUAUGUUCAACUUUGUAAUCUCUCUCUUUAAGUUUUCUGUAAUUUGUCUUUUCA